Molecule: messenger RNA, 1858 nt
Organism: Oryza sativa Japonica Group (Japanese rice)
Lineage: Eukaryota; Viridiplantae; Streptophyta; Magnoliopsida; Poales; Poaceae
Product: obtusifoliol 14-alpha demethylase
Molecular function (GO): oxidoreductase activity, acting on paired donors, with incorporation or reduction of molecular oxygen; monooxygenase activity; iron ion binding
Source: RefSeq, a predicted model, not a curated record
UGUUGAGUGAAAGUUCAGCUAUAAAUACCCCUGCUAGAUAGCGUCUGCCUCCACGCAUCAUCCAUCUUCACGAGCUAAAAACCUCACUACCACAACAAGCAUCUUGGUUUCUGCUAAAACAAAGACUUCAUUAUAUUUCAACAAUGGAUUUAACAACAGGAGCCAUAUGGUUGUUCCUGGCUCAACUGUUCGUCGCUGCAACAAUGUUGAGUAAGAUUGCAACAAGAGAAAGAACAAGAACCACUGGCACAAAAUUCUCUAGACCACCGCCUCCACCCUUGGCCCGUGGAGCUCCUCUUGUAGGGGUUUUACCAUCGCUUCUCGCCAAUGGCCCGGUGGAAUUCAUCCGCCACCAUUAUGAGAAGAUGGGAAGCGUUUUCACUGUUAGCUUGCUCCAACAGAAGGUGACUUUCUUGGUUGGGUCAGAGGCGUCAAGCCAUUUUUACAAAGGGUUAGAUUCAGAGAUCAGCCAGGAUGAGGUCUCGCAAUUCACCAUACCAACCUUUGGUCCCGGGGUCGCUUUUGAUGUGGAUUAUGCCACUCGACACGAGCAGUUCCGGUUCUUUGGUGAUAUCAUGAAGCCGGCGAAGCUGAGGACUUACGUUGAUCUCAUGGUUGCUGAAGUGGAGGGUUACUUUGCAAGAUGGGGACAGUCCGGCACUGUGAACAUGAAGCAAGAGUUUGAACAACUCGUCACCCUCAUCGCUAGCCGUUGUCUACUAGGGGAGGAGGUCAGGGACAAGAUGUUCGACGAGGUCUCGACGCUCCUCCGCGAGCUCAACGACGGCAUGCGCCUCGUCACCAUCCUGUUCCCGCGCCUCCCCAUCCCGGCGCACCGCCGGCGAGACAGGGCGCGCGCCAGGCUCGGCGAGAUAUUCUCCGACAUCGUGAGGUCCCGCAGGGGCAGCUCCGGCGGCGGCGGCGGCGGCGGCGGAGCCCGGCACGACGACAUGCUGCAGUGCCUGAUCGACGCGAGGUACAAGGACGGCCGCGCCACGACGGAGACGGAGGUCGCCGGGAUGCUCGUCGCGGCGCUCUUCGCCGGGCAGCACACGAGCUCCAGCACCAGCACCUGGGCCGGCGCGCGCCUCCUCACCAACCCCGACCACCUCCGCGCCGCCGUGGAGGAGCAGGCGCGGCUACUCCGUCGGCACGGCGGCGACCGCGUCGACCACGCCGCCCUAGCGGCGAUGGACACCCUGCAGCGCUGCGUGAAGGAGACCCUGCGGCUCCACCCGCCGGCCCUGAUGCUGCUGCGCCACGCGCGGCGGAGCUUCGUCGUGCGCGGCGGCAGCGGCGAGCGCGAGUACGAGGUGCCCGAGGGCCACACGGUGGCGAGCCCGCUGCUGCUCCACAACGCGCUGCCGCGGGUGUACCGGGACCCCGGCGAGUUCGACCCGGGCAGGUUCGGCGCCGGGAGGGAGGAGGGUGCAGGUGGGCUGGCGUACACGGCGUUCGGCGGCGGGCGGCACGCGUGCGUGGGCGAGGCGUUCGCGUACAUGCAGAUCAAGGUGAUAUGGAGCCACCUGCUGCGCAACUUCGAGCUGCAGCUGGUGUCGCCGUUCCCGGAGACGGACUGGACCGUCGUCAUGCCGGGGCCCAAGGGGAAGGUCAUGGUCACUUACAACAGGAGGAAACUUACCUAGUUAUUAUCAGUUAAAACUGGAGGUAUAAUCAUCGUAUGUGUUUAAGCAUGUGUAAAACAUCUCAUCAUGUAUUCUCAACUAGUACAUAACUCAUAUCUAUCUCUAUCUUUUCUCUACUAUUAUAAAAAUUGAAGAUGUGUUUUUACCGGUGCUUUGGUACGUCAUAUGUGUAUGAGUCAGUUUUUAAUUAAGUUUGUUCGCUUUUGGAAAUA